This is a messenger RNA of Paramormyrops kingsleyae, 4800 nucleotides long. RefSeq names its product microtubule associated serine/threonine kinase-like (gene mastl). Gene Ontology annotation, molecular function: ATP binding; protein serine/threonine kinase activity. Lineage: Eukaryota; Metazoa; Chordata; Actinopteri; Osteoglossiformes; Mormyridae. Gene Ontology annotation, biological process: peptidyl-serine phosphorylation; intracellular signal transduction. The record is from RefSeq and is a predicted model, not a curated record. Gene Ontology annotation, cellular component: nucleus.
UUUUAAUUUUUGCUUUGCAUCUCAGCAUGUCUGGGACACCUGUGGAAGUGGAUAUUACAGCAUCGCCUUUGUCAAGAGCCCAUACUCAUUAAUUCCUUUAUGCGGUCUACAAUUUUACGCAUCAACAUAGUAUUUUACUGGAGAAAUCCAAAACACCUUCAAACAGGCUCCCUUUUGGACAUGAGCACCACCUUUCAGUAUACAAAUCAGCAUUAGGAAUAAAGUUCAACUAUAGAGUACCAAUAUCAAUUUUAUCUAAUUAGCAAUACAUAAUUAAAUUCUCUACUUGCAGCCUAGUACAAUGUGUAGUUACCUUCAUAUAGUGAAUUAUGUCACGUUUAACUAUGUAGUUCUAAUAUCCACAAUAUUGAAUAUUUCUGGGUGGGUCUCAGCAACUAUCACGUUUUCGAAGAAGCAAUGACGCACGUCAGGAUACAGUAGAUCAUUUUUGGCCGUAGUUAGGUGUCCAUAGUACUGCCUAUUUUUAUUGCGCGUUAGUUCUUUGGAAACUCUUCAAAAUAUUUACCUAGGGUUUUAAAAAGCGUUUACAAAUAUCAUAUAUUACUUUGUGCCGCGAAAUACGUUUAUACUAAAAAUUCAAAGUCGUUAAUAAGGCGGGGUUCUGGUCAUGAGGCAAUUGCGUCAUGAAGGACCUAAGCCUGCGACAUGGAGGGAGAAGAAAAGGCUGACGAUGAUUAUCCACCCUGCUCCGUCAGCACACUGCCUGUCUCUAAGCCCCCUUCCAUCGAAGAUUUCGUUGUGAUAAAGCCGAUCAGCCGAGGGGCUUUUGGAAAAGUGUAUCUAGCGAGAAAAAAGGGCAACUCAACAUUAUAUGCCAUCAAGGUAGUGAAGAAGGCAGACAUGGUGGACAAAAACAUGACCGAUCAAAUGAAGGCAGAGAGGGACGCCCUGGCUCUUAGCAAAAGUCCGUUUAUAGUGCACCUGUUUUACUCUCUUCAAACGGCUACUAAAGUCUACCUGGUGAUGGAGUACCUCAUCGGUGGUGAUGUCAAGUCUCUUCUUCACAUCUAUGGUUAUUUUGAUGAAGACAUGUCAGUGAAGUACAUCUCGGAGGUGGCUCUUGCUUUGGACUAUCUUCACAGGCAUAAAAUCAUCCACAGAGACUUGAAACCAGACAACAUGCUUGUGUCCAACGAGGGACAUAUCAAGCUUACGGACUUCGGCCUCUCCAAAGUCAAGCUUGAUAGAGAGCUGAGACCGGCAGACAUCCUGACGACACCUUCGUUAGUGAAGCCCAAGAAAGAUUAUUCCCGUACUCCCGGUCAAGUCUACUCCCUGAUUAGCUCCCUUGGCCUUAACACGCCAGGGAUGGAGGCCAAUUGUCGCAGGACCUCCUUUGGCAUGUCCAGCCCCAUGUCUUGUGGUAAGACACAGCAGUUCAGGAGGUCCUUCUACUCACCUGUGUUGAAGAAAGCACCUCUGGACUCCCCAGCUUGCUCAGCCCGGACACAGCACGGCUCCCGUGUGUUUAGUCCAGCCAUUCUGGCUAAGAGUUUGACUCCACGGCUUCUAAAGUCUAGGAAGCGGUUUGGGACGUCGAGUGCCAGCAGUCAAUCCUGCCUCUUCCCAUCCACCACGGAUUCAGAGGCCUGCGUCAGCCCACUGUGGGAGAAUGAGCAGGAAAUCAAGGAUGUGGAGAACCUGCUGGAGAGUGAUGUAUUUGACAAAGGUGGCAGACCGGCGAUCUUGACCAGUUUGCUGGGAAGGAGGAUGGCCAGUGACUUUCACAGGCCGGGUCGAGAUCCAGCGCUCUGUGCUCUGGACAACAUUGACAUGAAUUUGUGUCAAAGGGGACAGCCGGCACCUGUGUCUCCAAAACCGGAAAACAGUGCCAAGCUGGAGCCUUUGGCGGCAAGGAAGCUGUCGUCAUUAGUGAAACUGAUAGGCGAGAGAGCUUCUCCCACAGCCAGGGAAAAAGGAACGCUGGGAGUCCUGGAGAAAGCCGUGGGCAAAGCGUCCAUGAAAAGAAGGUUCGAGCAGUUGGAAAAGAGUCCUGAUCAGUACGAGGCACGAGCUAAGAAGAGCGACGACUCAUACAAGCGCUGUUUUCAGAUCCCGAAGAGCAGCAGCUUCAGCACCGGCCUGACAGCGGUGUUUGCCACCGUUCAGGUCAGCGCGUCUCCAGCGGAUGUGGAGUCAAAGCAGUCUGGACCAGCUUUCAUGGUGAAGAACCUGUUGCACGAGCUGGACGGGCCGUGCGAGGGUGGUGGUUGCAGCACCGGCGGUGAAGUGACUGCAGACUCCAGUUUUACAUUCAUUGAGAAUGAUCGUGAGGACAUGGGUCCAAUAAGGAAUUUGAGCCUAGACUCUGAUGACUCCCUUCAGGACAUGUCCAUCAUUCCUGACAACGCGCAAGUCGCGGAGCUGGAUGGCGCGAAGGAGUUGUCUGAGCAGGCUGAGGAGAAGGAUAUCUUUUUGAGCUUGCAGGACUGCUGCACCUCAUCAGGGGUGGUGACCCCCAGGCAGCAUAGAGAAGAGCGGUCCAGGGAUCUCCUGCCUGUGGAAUCCAGCAACUCUUCACCAUUCCUCAAACCCCGGAAUGUGGUGGCCUUCAGGAGCUACUGCAGCGCCAUCGACCGGUCCACCGCAUCAGGCUGCUCGCGCCGGAGCAUGGGCUCUGUCGACAUGAUGGACGUCUCCAGUUCUGCCUCCUUCUAUAGUUUCCCUGCGGCGGUAACCCCGGUACAAAAGAGACGGGGCCCCAGUUCCCGCAGCUCGCCGUACCAGACGCCACAGCAGACGACCAGUCACACCCCUUUUAGGACCCCAAAGAGUGUCCGCAGAGGGCCUGAACCUGUAGAGGGGGGCCCGCUCCUAGGGACCCCUGACUAUCUGGCCCCGGAGCUACUUUUGGGAAAACCUCACGACUUCAUGGUGGACUGGUGGGCCCUAGGAGUGUGCCUAUUCGAAUUCCUUACCGGGGUGCCCCCAUUCAAUGACGAAACUCCACAGCUGGUGUUCCAGAACAUUCUUAACAGGGACAUUCCCUGGCCGGAUGGUGACGAGGCGCUGUCACAGAACUCGAGGAGCGCCAUAGAAAGUCUCCUGACGACAGACGUCACCAAACGGGCCGGCCUUAAAGAGCUGAAACAGCACACACUGUUGAAAGGCCUGGACUGGGACAACCUGCCGAACCAGCCCAUGCCGUUUAUACCUCAGCCGGACGACGAAACAGACACCUCUUACUUCGAGGCAAGGAACAACGCACAGCAUCUGUUCAUGUCCGAGUUUAGCCUGUAGGGGAAGCCACCCCUGCUCACCACCUGCCCUCCUUGUUUGGUGGCUGGUGGGGGGCGGGGCGGGGGGCAGCUCAAUGGAAUGUGUUGAGUCAGUUAGGAUAUAUCUGUACCUAUAGUUUAAAUCACUAAAUAUGCAAAAAUACAGAAUGAAGGUGUUCAUCAACGCUCAGGAAUCACUGCUGCUCCUCUGUUAUGAAAAGAUGCUCGCUCUACACUAGGGAUGCCUGAGACUGACCCAGGUCUACGCAAGCUAGGCAGGUCACUAAGUGGUUGGUUUUGUCUAAAACUCUUAAAUCAUUAACUAUUUCUGUGGGUCUUCAUUAUGCAUGUUCGGUCUGUUGGUUGCUUCAUGUUUUAAACAUUUUGUGGGGUUUAUGGCUUAGCCCGUGCUGAUGUGGUUUUAGACUGAUUUAUCGCUGGUCAGGCAUGCGGCUUCUUUUGAAGCAAUAAUGUCUUUUAUUUAUUUUCUCUUAAUUUUAUUGUAACACAUGGCUGCUGCGUCUUUAUAAAUUCACUGUAAGCCUCUUAAUGGCAUAAUUCAGUUCUCAUUUUAUUGCAGAAAAUGAAUAAAAGGUAUGUAGCAUUUAGGAACCUGUUUUUCCCACAUUUAACGAAAACAGCAUCUAACCAGACUCACUGAGUACUUGGAAGUGAAUGUUAUGAAAUCCGAUAAAAAAUAUCCAGCAUCCCCCUGCAACUCAUAUAGGAAUUAUUGUGAAUUAUAAGUAAACAAAUGUAAAAUCAGACAUCUAGGACAUCUGGUUAACUGAAAGCGAGGGAUGCGUGUGGCAUGUUCUGGUGUAAUGGCCCCUGAAGAUGAAGCUCAAGGAAAUGAAUGGAAAACUAGCUGACAAACCCCCAUUCCCACCGAACAGACUGGUGCAUGGAGCACCAUUCUUCAUGGAGAGGUGUCAACAGGCUCGGACCUGAGAGGCUAUUGGCUGAGCUGUUAGGACACCUGGGCGCUACAGUUCACUGAUUCCAAUCACAGUGGGUUGUGUAGCCCUGCUGCCCAUCAUUACUAAUUCAUUAAUUGGCUGAUUUUCUCCAAUAAGGAAUCACAGUGCACAGAUGAUUGGUUAAGUAAUCACUUUUGUAUUUGACACACUUUACUCACUUGUUAGAUUUCCAGUCUUGGGAGAAAAUGGCCAACUUCCCUUGAUGACUAAUACUGACCACAUAAUACUUUGUGUGUGUGAUACAGAUUUAUUGGGUGCCUGCUAUUUUUUUUUUUCCAUGUGCAUACCAUUAUCAGAAUUCCAUAUUAAUGUUUUAUUUAUGUAUUUUAGGAUUUUUUUUUUUUAAAUGAAAGGUGAAUUGUGACUGAUGGACAAAAAGGCUCUCAGUUGAAGCGUAAUGAACAAACGUACAUAGAGCAGUAAUUUUAUAAACUGCUUUUUCUUGAUAUUCGGCCUUGUAGUACAUUCAUGUUGUAAAUUGUGUGUGAAGUUGGUAUUUUCUAACCUGUCAUUUUAAAACGUGUUUAACCCUGCUGUUCAAAUUUAUUAAAACCUUUAAUUAAAACUUUUGAAUUAUAAAA